Messenger RNA from Exophiala viscosa, 1137 nucleotides. Its product is annotated as dipeptidyl aminopeptidase. Gene Ontology annotation, biological process: proteolysis. The record is from RefSeq and is a predicted model, not a curated record. NCBI's taxonomy places the organism in Eukaryota, Fungi, Ascomycota, Eurotiomycetes, Chaetothyriales, Herpotrichiellaceae. The transcript has 3 exons. The coding region runs from base 1 to 1137 and encodes 378 amino acids. Gene Ontology annotation, molecular function: metallodipeptidase activity.
AUGGCCGACAGUGACGUCCACCAAAGGGUGCAAAGGCUUCUAGCCGAAUAUCCCCUCAUAGAUGGGCACAAUGACCUGCCGAUACAACUACGAAUACACUUUCACAACAAGAUCUAUGAUCCCAAAUGUACUUUUCGGGAUGGGCUUUUCACCGAGACAGAUCUCGUCAAACUCAAGAAAGGACAAGUCGGAGGGCAGUUUUGGAGUGUUUAUGUUGAAUGUGGUGCGCCCAAUGAAGAUUGGAAUGAUGAUCAGAGUGCCGUUCGCGAUACCUUGGAACAGAUCGAUGUCAUCAAACGACUCAUCGACGACCAUGAGCAGCUGGAGUUGUGUACCGAACCAGACGCCGUGCUCACAGCCUUUGGGAACGGCCGUAUAGCCUCCAUGAUUGGAGCUGAGGGCCUGCAUCAGGUCGGGCAUUCGAUAGCCAACAUCCGCAUGCUCUUCGAACUCGGUGUCAGAUACAUCACCGUCACUCACAACGCCAACAACGCAUUCGCCACCUGCGCAACCCAUGUCACUGCCGGCGGUGAUGACGCUGGUCUAACCGAGUUCGGAGUCGCAGGCAUCAAGGAGAUGAACAGACUAGGCAUGCUAGUCGACCUGAGUCAUGUAUCUGUAAAGACCAUGGAAGACACUCUCGCCGUGACCCGAGCACCAGUCAUCUUCAGCCAUUCCGGCGCACGAGGUCUGAGCGACCAUGCCAGGAAUGUCCCGGACCACGUCCUUCGCCGCGUUCGCAAGAACAGAGGAGUUGUCAUGGUUCCGUUUGUCACUGUUUUCUUGAAGGUGACAGACCCGGACUCUGCCUCGGUCGAAGACAUUGUCGACCACAUUUAUCAUAUUGUUGGUAUCGCGGGCUGGGAUCAUGUGGGGAUCGGGAGCGACUUUGAUGGUUAUGCGCCUCUACCAAAGGGUAUGCAGGACACAUCUUGCUAUCCGAGUCUGAUUGUAGCUGUCUGCGCCAGAGGAGCCACGGAUGAACAAGUGAAGAAGCUGAUGGGAGGAAAUGUCCUCCGUGUAUGGCAUGAAGUCGUGGACAUUUCUCAGAAAAUCAAAAAGACCGGAGAGAAGCCAAGCGAAGUCACGGCGCCUGGUCGAAACUGGGGUCUAUCCGACGCCAAUCUUUCUGGCUGA